UCUUCGAGAUCAGCAAACGAGCCUAAAAUCAACAUGAAGUUCCUGAUUGUCUUCGCCGCCCUAUUCGCCGUUGCCGCCGCCGGUACUUCUCGUCUCCAGUCUCCUCAAGAAGCCGUCAUCCUGAAGCAGGCUUCCGAUAUCGAACCUUCGAGCUUUGCCUAUAACUGGGAGACUAGCGAUGGCCAGGCUGCUCAGGCCGCAGGUCAGCUGAAGAACAUUGGAACCGAGCAAGAGGCCCUAGCCGUCAAGGGAUCCUUCUCCUUCGUGGGCGAUGAUGGCCAGACCUACACCGUUAACUACAUUGCCGAUGAGAAUGGAUUCCAGCCCCAGGCUGCUCAUCUGCCCGUUGCACCGGUGACAUAAGCCAUACUAAGUGUUUUGUUAGUAUUGUUAAACAGUUUAUUUAGAAAAAAGAAUAUAAGU
Messenger RNA from Drosophila takahashii, 423 nucleotides. Its product is annotated as larval cuticle protein 65Ag1-like. The record is from RefSeq and is a predicted model, not a curated record. Gene Ontology annotation, cellular component: chitin-based extracellular matrix. Gene Ontology annotation, molecular function: structural constituent of chitin-based larval cuticle. NCBI's taxonomy places the organism in Eukaryota, Metazoa, Arthropoda, Insecta, Diptera, Drosophilidae.